Gracilinanus agilis (Agile Gracile Mouse Opossum) is the source of this 1376-nucleotide messenger RNA. RefSeq names its product zinc finger and SCAN domain-containing protein 23-like. Bases 1 to 1152 code for a protein of 383 amino acids. Gene Ontology annotation, molecular function: RNA polymerase II cis-regulatory region sequence-specific DNA binding; DNA-binding transcription factor activity, RNA polymerase II-specific. NCBI's taxonomy places the organism in Eukaryota, Metazoa, Chordata, Mammalia, Didelphimorphia, Didelphidae. Gene Ontology annotation, biological process: regulation of transcription by RNA polymerase II. The transcript has 3 exons. The record is from RefSeq and is a predicted model, not a curated record.
AUGGCUGCAGCUCUGACUCUCUCAGCUCCUGAGGAGCAGGAGGAAUUUCUGACAGUGAAAGUGGAAGAGGAGAACCACAUGUGGGUGCAGGGAUCUGGCCUACAGAGGAGUAACCCUUAUACUAGUGAGAUCUUCCGGAGGCGAUUCAGGCAGUUCUGUUUCCAGGAAACCCCUGGGCCUCGUGAAGCUCUUCGAAGGCUUAGAGAGCUUUGCCUUCAGUGGCUGAGGCCAGAAGUGCACACAAAGGAGCAGAUUCUGGACUUAUUGGUGCUUGAGCAGUUUCUGAAUAUCCUCCCUGAGGAACUCCAGACCUGGGUGUGGGAACAUCGUCCAGUGAAUGGAGAGGAAGCAGUGACUGUUCUGGAGGAUUUGGAGAGGGAACUUGAUGAUCCAGGAGAGCAGGUUCCAGCUCAUGCUCAUACACAGGAGAUGUUCUUGGAGCAGAUAGUGCCUCUGGAAACAACACAGGAGUCACCAAAUGUUCAGUUCCAGCCCUUGGGAACACAGAUCCAACGUAAAUCCCAAGAGAUUCAUCCUCUUAAGGAAAAUGAUGGUAAGACCAGCACUGAGAAUGGAGAGUUAGCUCCAAAGCAGGAAACUUCUGCAGGAAUGGAUAGAAUCAACAAAUCGAAUUGUGAUAUUCUCCAGGGUCCUGAAUGUGGAGAAUUGUGUGAACAAGAAGGCAAAUCAGAAAGACAGCGGGGGGACCUUGCAGUGGAAAGACCUUAUAUAUGCAAUGAAUGUGGGAAAAAUUUUACUCAGAACUCCAUUCUCAUUGAACAUCAAAGAACCCACACUGGAGAGAAACCUUAUGAAUGUGAUGAGUGUGGGAGAGCCUUCAGUCAGCGGUCUGGCCUUUUCCAACAUCAGCGACUCCACACUGGAGAGAAACGAUAUCACUGUAACGUGUGUGGCAAAGCCUUCAGUCAGAAUGCAGGGCUUUUUCAUCAUCUCAGAAUCCACACGGGAGAAAAACCCUAUCAUUGUAAUCAGUGUAGUAAAAGUUUUAGCCGGCGCUCAGUCCUUAUCAAACAUCAGCGAAUUCACACUGGAGAAAGACCUUAUGAAUGUGAUGAGUGUGGAAAGAACUUCAUUUAUCACUGCAACCUUAUUCAACAUCGGAAAAUUCACAUGGUUGUCGAGCCAAACUAGCUCCUUUAAGGGGGAACUAGGUCUUCCAUUUCUUAGGUACAGGGAACUCUCAGAAAAGGAGACUCUCAACUAAUAUAGUUUGGCACUUUAUAGAGCAUUAUCCAAGGACACUCAGAGGUUAAGGGUCUUGUGAAGACUUACAAAACCAGUGUGUGUCAAAAGUAGGACCUUAACCCAGGUCUUCUUGAUUAUAAGGUGAGCUCUUAAGUUCACUGUGUUGUGCA